AAAUAUAUAAAGUUGAAUACACUUGACAUAUUGACAAUAUAAUUUGGCUAGAAUAAAGAAUAAUUUGGUUCUAUGGAUAAUAGUGCAUAAGCAGAAAUAACUGCGUAGGGUACGGAGGGCAGGGCUUGACUCCCGUCACCUCACGAACCAGCUUGUCAACGCAAAAUUCCCUUUUUAUGCUGUCUGUCAUUACCAUCUCCUCCCAUUUUCGAUCCGUCACACUUGUGUCACCACCCUCAUCAUCACCUUUACCACGCGUGCUCCACCAUUCUUUUAGGGGGUCGCGCCACUCUUUGGGGGUCUUCUUUGAGGAAGGCCUCUCCUCUUCCUCGGUGUCCUGCAGUUCACCUUUUGGAUUACACAUACGCACCAAGGUGGUAUAGUAUUUGUGAGAUACAAAGUUGUGUUUCGUGUCAGGUACAUACAGGUAGUGUGUGUACUUGUGAUUGUGAUUUGUGUGGAAACUGAUCAUGGAACAAUUAAAAGAUGAAUUCUAAAAAAAUUACUGUGGGAAUAAAGCAUGGAAAAAGGCCUUGGAACUUAUCCUUUGUUUGCAAAUAACAUCUGAAUUAAAGCUUUAAGAAUGUUGCUGCUGGACAGGAACUUUCUGCACGUAGCUAAGCAUUUAAACAGCUUUGCAGUAAUAACCUUUUGAAAUAUAAUUUUAGAAUAUUGCUUGUAAUAAGGAGCUUUAAAAAUAUAGGUUUAGAAUGUAUGUAAAGGAAAUAUGCUUAUCUCAACACCUUAGCAAAACAGUAAAAAGCAGCUUGAGAAAGGAAGUUGAACAUCAACUCAAGGAUUGAUAGCUUCAACCAAGGGAAGCUGACCAAGGGAAGCUAGGCAUCACCAUCAUGAGAUUUAUAGUCUUUGCAAAUAAAAGGUAGACACACAUCUGGAGUUUGGACCACAGCAGCUGGAAGACCUCUUUCUUCUUUGAGAAGUCGAACCCCACCAUCUGGGGAUACUCCUUUCUGGGGUACAUCCUGAGAAAAACUAACUCACAAUAGUGUAUAGAAUUGUGAUGUAAAAAUUAGGAAUAAAAACUGCUGAGAAUCAAAACUGCUGAGAAAGCUGUGUGUACCCCUAUAAAUACCUGUCGGCCUCAACCAUCGGUGUGCAAUUAGAGGGAAAACUUCCCCCACUGUACCCAGCGCUGUUUUACUCAUACUUUACCAUAUUAAUUAAUAAAUUAAUUUUUGCUUGAAUAUUAGCCUAGUCAAGCUUCUUAUUUAUAACAGUAUAGAGCCAAUAUUAUGUUCUAGCAUUAAAGCAAUCAAUCUCAUAUAAGUAGCAUUUUCCUGGUGUCCUACCAAAUUUUCCUAUCUUCCAACUAAAUUUAGUAAAAGUUAUCUCUUGCUUCUUCCUGUUCUGAACAUCUGCAGGAGAAGAGGGGGGGAGCCCCUUCUUUCCCUUUCUUUCUUGGCAUUACACCUUUAACUGUUUUAUUAUUUCCAAAUAUUAAUGUAUCAAUAUUGAUUACUGUUUCAAUUUUAUCAGCACGAAUCACACCUAUUUAUUACAUAAUCAUAACUGCCUUUUUACAUUAUUAAAUCGAUUCUUUUAUCAGAAUAUUUAUAACACUUCUUCUAGCUGAAGUCUCAAUUGGUCCUCAGUCCGUGGGGGAAUGUGAAAGGACCACUCUAUUUUUCUUAAAGCGCGUCUUAAGUCUCAACGUGACGCGCUUGGAGCAGGGAGCUGUGGGAGUUCUCUGGAGAGCCGAGAAGGCAGGAAGGGAGGCAGGGAAAGGGGCAGGGAGGAGGGGCUUAGCCUGGAGGGAUCUGAGGAGCAGGAGGCUCAAUCUAUCGCCGCUGCCCGCGGGCGAGCCCCGGGGCUCCGCGCUCUCCUCCGCCGGCGGCCCCAGCCCCGCACCCCGCGCCGGGCGGGCAGGACGCGCCGCCCCCGCCCCGGCGCCGCCCCGGAGCUCCCGCCCCGGAGCUCCCGCCCCGCUGUCCGGAGCCGGGGUCUCCUUCCGUCUCCCAGCGGGGCCGACAGUCGGGGCUGCGGACGACUCCCUGGCUGGGCUCGAGUGCUGCGAGUGUCUGAACAAGGACAAUGCGAUGCGCAGGCUCCGGAACGCAUCCCUCGGCCCGAUCACCUUAAGGACGCAGAGAGGCCAGUCAGGGCCAUGAAAUCCGAUACCUGGCCUUGUUUGGAGGUACAUGGUCAAAGUCAAAUCCCUUGGUUCCUCCUUGAGCCCUGGCCAGGCUUUGGGUGGAACCCGGGAGGAGAAUGAAACCAGAUGUUCCUGCAGAGAACGUAUGGAAGCUUGUUUAUUCACCGGCAUAAAAGCUGGACCCUCUCACAGCGAAGACGGAGAGCUGGCCUGCGGGUGGAUGUGCCUGAAGAAUUUCCCAGUUACCAGGAGUGGCUCUCCAGUCCUUCGCUGUGGCUGGAGCUCCCCAGCUGAAGUGCAGAUCUGGAUGAUAAUAAAAUAUUAGGGUCCCCCUUCUUCCUCUUCUUGAAAACUGGGGCAACGUUCACCAGCUUCCAGUCAGCUGGGACUUCUCCAGACUCCCAAGAUCACUCAAAAACCAUCACGAGAGACUUUGCGAUGACAUCGGCAGCUCUUUAAAGACUAGUGGAUGAAUCCCAUCAGGAUUUGUCAGAAGUCAAUAGGAAAUACCCAGUGAAACAUUAGCAGCCUGAAAGCUUUACCUUGGAUGCAAAAGCCUGUUUUCUUUGCUAAGAUUGUUGCAUCAAUCACUCAUUUUGGUUUUGCCUGAAGAAAAAGAAAACAAGAAAACAUGGAUUGGAAUGUAAGGCCAGUCCAGAAUGCUGAUGCAAACACAAACCUGCAAAGUGAAGGAGCAUGUUUCACUCAGCUACUUCCUAAUGGACAUGCCUUUCCUCAGACAAAUGCCAACUCCUCUAAAAAUGCAUGCACUCACGCUGAAAAUAACCAAAUCAUGUAUAUGCCAACUAUCAAUGUUGCCUUCCCUGCUGUAAAUGCUGAAGGAUUCAAAACUUCAGAUCAAACCUCACCAGGAGCAUCUGUAACUGGUAAUAAUUUUUUUAUGUCAAAAUACUCAGUCAAAAGGAAUCAACAGAUGUACGUAACAGCUCUAAAACCUCCCAUUCAGAAUUCCCCGUUGCGGCCAGAGAUGACUCCGACUUCUUGGCCAGUCUCUAAUCCCUACAGUUAUCCCUGCAGAAAUGUACCCCCCCUGUCCUCUCAAGUGAACACAGGGAAUAAUGUUAGGAAUGUGCUUGGGGAGCCACAGUACAGCAAUACCAGUGCUUACACCCUGCAGCCAGAAAUGCUGCAGCAUAAUUCCCUGAGACUUGCAACACUACAUCAAGGUGGCAUUCAUCCCCAGAAUAAUUCUUUUCCUCUUGGUACUUCCGGGCAACAUGUCCAACCUCAGAUAUUUAAUUCCAAUAAUCAGUGUAAAGUUUUGUAUUCAGUGAAUCAAAAUACUGGGAUGAAUGUGCAGCUGCCACAAUUUCAGCAGAGUCAGAUGGCAUCAGAAACUCCUAGAGGAUGUUCUGCACCUUCUUUGUUGCCUGCCAACUGUGUUUCAAGGCCUGCAGCACAACCUUCAAUGGGUGUACCACAGGAAAUGCAAAAUGUACCUAAUGGAUACAACAUAAACCAGCAGAGGUGCCCACUGGAUCCAAAAAAUGCUCCUGGGUUUAACAGUAUUCAGCAACACUGUCAGAAGCAGCAAUCUGGAGAAGUUAGUCAAUCCAUCAGGAAUGUCUGUAAUCCAAGUGGAAGUGUGACAGCCACUCGGUCUUUUAGUGAAAGUUCUGUGUCAUCCCCUGGCAUUCCCAAAGAACUGCUUGAUGUUGUGAAAGAAAUAGAAGCUCUUUCUUCAAAGCCACUGAGUGAUCCUGCUUCAGUUCCAGAGAGCCAGACUAGUAGUUUGAUGAAUGGGCCUGUUAAUGCUCAGAUUUCUUCAGCGGCAGCAACGCAUGGAGUAGGAAUUACAAGGGAGAGACUAGCUUGGGAAGCUGAAAAGCUGAAAUGUCUUAAAAAAAGGGUAGUCCUGCUUGAAACGGUUCAUAAUUAUAAAAAAAAAAUCUAUCAUGAAAAAAGUAGUCAUUCUCUUCCUCCUAGUUAUCCAUGUUCUCCUUCUAAUUGUCUUCCAUGUGUGCCCAAACAAAAUGUACAGCCUCCCCCAUCUGAAGCAGCGAGGACAGAGAGGCCCACACUCAUGGUUUCACAUGAAGAAAGAAAUGACAAAAACCUAGCCAGUACUGAUAACAGAAGAUUGGAGGUGACUCAAAGUAACCCUCAGGUGAAGCAGGGAAGUCUUUCAUCAAGCUUCACUGCUGUUCCCUCUCAGAGCAAAGUCCCAGCUCAAUUUAAUAAUCCUGAGAGCAUCUUGGAACAAAGGGAUGUGCAUGCCUUGCCCUCUUCUCAAGGAACUGUGACUUCCUCAAACAAUGCUUCGUGUUUUACUCAAGUAGGGAGCUCUGUCAGGAGUGCCUCAAAGACUCUGCAAAUUGGCCCUGAGAAUUCAUCAUUUCUUCAGUUUGUAUUGAGCAGCACAAACGUGCUGAAAGAGAAGACAGCUGGUGCUACUGCUGAUAAAAUAUUGACAAAUCUCCUGUGUAGUGAAAAACCGCUGCUUGAUACAUCUGUCUCGUGUGGAAGCUUGCUAAAAGACACUAGUGAGAAGAAUGUAGAAAGUCUGAAAGGUGAGCAGGCGUCUGUGGCUCACACAAACUCUCCUGCAUCAGAAACAACUGCAUCUGGUGAUGCUCAAUUGCAGACUGAGGUAGCUCAGAAGAAACCACCAUUUAAUGAAAAUGCAUCCUGUAGCCAGAGCAAUUGUAAUUACUCUAUGGAAGAGCUGGUUGCAUGCCUGCGCUUGUGGGGGAAGUAUCCACCAGAAUCUGUAAGUGUGGAAAAUAAACAGUCAAAUGAAAGCCCCACAGCAAAUCAGGUUUCACCUUCCGACCAAAACACAAAGAAGGGAGAAAAAAAUAAUGUGCUGGAUAGCAUGGAUGAGGCUGUUUUGCCUGUAACAAGUACCUCUGUGGGACAAAAACUGGAUACACUGACUUCCAGUUUGAUAAAAAAUUUUGAACCUCAAGUUGCAGUUGUCUCUCCUUUAGUGCUUUGUGAACAAAGAACACUAAGUGAGCAGGCAGGCAAGAUCCCAACACCUGAAGGUAAAACCUAUCCAGCGAUCAACUCGGGGAGCACAUGUAGCUUGCAAGAAGAGGGGGAAAAUGGUUUAAAUGUGGCCAGUACUGACAAAGGAACAAUAGACAAUGCUUGGUCAUCACCCAGUGAUUGUGUUCUGGAACAAAAAGUGGAUUCGGAUUUGCAACAGAUCAGAGUAGGUGAUGAAAACCAAAGGAAAGUUAGUCAAUCUGCACAAGAUGCAAGAGGAAACUUGCAGCUUGGAUUACAAAACAAGGCUCCUCUUCCUGAAUCAGGCACAAAUUUUUGUAGUCAGAUCUCUCAAGAAGGUACAAGAGACCACGAAGAUAAGCAAGCUGUGUUAGAGGCAGGAGAUACAUCUACAGCUGUGCUGGAAAGUGACAUGCUUUGUAUUUCUAGUGUUUGCUCUCUUGUUGAGGGUGAUAAAUUUUAUAACCCACAAAUAGCAGGCAUGUUCAAAUCAGUCUAUGAGACACUGGAAUCAGAAGGAAAUGCAUCUGGUACAAGGCAAAAGGAACCACAUCCGGACUUGAAUAAAACUGAGCUGAGCAAUAACACUGCCCAAAGAGAGAGCUUGCUGCUAAAGAUGUUGGAAGAAUCAUCAAGUCAUUUGGAGAAGGAAAGCAGUGGCAAUCCUCCUAAAGCAGUUUCUACCUCUGAACAAAAAACGUCAUUCAAGGCAUCUUCCAAGCACCCUGAAAAUUCCUUAGAAAGUCCUGCUAAUAUAAAACAAAAGUUAGCUCAAAAUUCACUGGAUUCCUCUGUCAGCAUAACUGCUAAAACAAAUGCACCCGCUGUUCCAGGAGACUGCAGUGAACAAAAUUCCAUGCCCAGUAAAAAUAGCAUGGAAAAGGAGGUGAACUUUCUUGGAGCAAAACCUAGUAAAUAUCUAAAAGAUCAGCUGCUUGCUCUAGUGAAAGAGUUUCCAUAUGGCAUUGAAGGUGCUGAUGUGCUAACAAAAGAAGCAGCACAAAAUCAUUCAGUGGCUGAUGGGACAGAGAAUCAGUCUCAAAAAGAGGUUAAAAUUUGUGACAAGAAUUCUCAUUUGAAGGACCCAGUAAAUCAGAGUAAAAUUGCAGUGUUAAGAUCUGAUCAGGUUCAAGAACUGUCUCCUGCGCACAACCAGUGUCCCUCUAGUGACAGCAAGAGAGAAGUGAGGCAACAAUCAGAAAAGGCUUCAGCUGACAAGGACAACCUUGAAAGCAGUGUCCAGCCUAGUCAGGAUCUAUGUGAGAAGGAAAAAACCCCACAAGAAACUUCUAACCCCAGUGAAAAAAGUGAAGAUCGCUCUUUAACAGGUGGUGUAUCUGUAGCAUAUAAAACACCACAUUGUCCCUCUCAGUUAGAAACAUCUGGUUCAGAGAAAAAUGAUUGUCAACUUUCAAAAGCUGAAAAUACUGACUCUGCAGAGACAGAAGAAAACAACAGUCAAUCUGAUGCCUUGAAAAAGGAAAACUGUGUAGUGGGAGGAGACCUGACAAUUUCUGAAAAAAUCCCAGAAAAUAUUAGCAAAAAUAAAGGUAUUUGCAAAUACACCUCUGAAAUGAACAAGAAACCUAGGCUGAAGGUGGAUAAUGAAUACAAACUGCCUACAACAAAGCAGGAAAAAAUUGGACCAGUUAAUUCUUUUGAAAACCAGGAUGCUGAUAAAUGCAAAAGCAGCAGUUUGAAGGAACAUCUGCAAAUUGACAAAGGAACCCAAGUGUCAAGUAAAGAAUUGAAUUCUUUCAAAAAAGAGCACCAGACAGCCUCUGAAGAGUUACCAGAAAAAACUGAUCAUACAUAUGCAGACAAUAUGGCGAAGUUGCCUGUAAAGAAGGAGAGAGUUUUCAAAACUGAGUCCCUUUCAAAAGAUACAACCAAACCAGGUCUGACCAUGAAAUCCAAACCAGACAUUCAUCAAACUGUGAAGUCAGAAACUGUUGAAAUUAAGCAAUCUGAAGUCGGUCAAGGACAAAAAAAAAAAACUUGUGAAGAGAACUCCGCUGAAGAACAAAGCUGCAGGGAACAAAAGGAAGUGCUUAGGCAAGAUGUAGGAAUUAGUGUCAAAGAGCAAGCAAAACUGCCAGCAGAAAUGAAGCAUAAAAAAUUGAGUAGUUAUCGAGCUGAUGCUGUAAAAUUCUCAGAUAGUAGCACUGUAGACUUCAAAUCAAGACACACAAAAUAUUCUCAGCAUAAAUCUCUGAAAGUUCAUCCUUUGCAAGAGCAGCCACACAAACGGAAGAUGAAGGAAAAUAUGGUUGGGAAGAGAGAAUUUAAGAAAGCAAAGCUGGAAGAGGAAGGACUGAAACAAUCGAAAGGAAAGAGUUCUAAGCAGCUUGCACACAAUUGUUUGCUAAAUGCUGACAAAGCUAAAAAACUGAAUGGAGAAAAUGGUUGGAAGCCAAGGAGUUCCUUAGUGGAUUGCUCUGUGCUUAAACUGCAGAGAAAAAGGGCUCGAUCUUCUAGCCUGUCUAGAAACUUCUUUUCUAGCAAAGAAAGACAUCUCGAUGGUCAAAACAAAGACAAGUGCUCUGAGAAAAUGUUUCCUGAUAAAAAUCUUCUAUACCUAAACAGAAGAAAUAACAGACUAAAGCUGCAUCUUCAAAAGGAACCCAAAAAACACUAUUUGAACAGAGUGGCAUUUAAACGUACAGCACAGGAGCGCAUCUCUCUGACAAAAUUGGAGACAUCACCUGUCAGACCCGUCUGGCAUAGAACCACCAAAGUAUCACAAAGCAGCAACUCAAAAAAAGAUGUGUCUGUCUCAACAGUUGAGAAAUCAUGCAAACAGGAAGUCCUUGAGUUCAAGCUGUGUCCAGAGAUACUGUUCAGAAAUCCAGCCCCUGGUGAAGAAAGCUUAGCUGCAAAGAAUUCUCCAGAAAGAGAUAAAGUUGUUGUAGAAGGUGUCAAGAGUAAAAAAGAAGAUUGGUUAAAAUGUGAACCAGUGAAGCAAAAGAAACUGGAAGAGAUCUCUACAGCUGAGGACAGUAUUCCCCUUGAUACAGCUAUACAGAUCCUGGAAGGACAUGGAGAGACUCUUCACAUUCCUGUCAAAGACUCAAAAGAGAUGUUUCAGACCUACAGGAAAAUGUAUCUGGAAAAAAAGAUGCAAAAAUCUUGAUAGGACUCCUGUAUCAAAGGUCUCACUAUCACUAAGAAAAAAAUGCCAACACUAAAAUAAUUUUUUUUUCUGUUUACUUCAUGUUGCUGAAUAAUUGUAAAAAGCCCAGAGUUUUCUGGUGGGUGUUGAAAAUUUCCUUCACCAUUUCCUCAUAUUUGUGAAUAAUUACCAUCUUAUUCUGUAUUUAUUGUCCAUAUAUUCUUUGGUGCUGUAAAUGCUGUUUAAACGUAUUGGGUUUUUUUGGCUUUUUUUUUUUUUUGUUUUUGGUUUUUGGUUUUUUGGUUUUUUUUUUAAGACAGAAUAGCUCCUUGAAUCUUGACCAAAAAUAACAAACUCAUUUAAACUGGCAUAGCCUGUUUUCUUUCCUGAUUCUCAAACACUUCUACUUAUUAUACUUUCCAUUGCUGGCAGUGGAAAAAUAUUUCUGCUGCAAAGGGACUGCAGUGGAUUCCCUGGCAUUACACUUCUGUUUCCCACUUAGGGUAGUCUGAUGAUUUUGCUUCUGUUUCUGUAGAAACUUUUUUUUUCUAAACUGGGAAUAGAAAUAUAAACCCCUCAAUGCAAGCACAGAUCAGGGGCAUUUAUGAAGUAUUCAUGCUGCUACCCAGUUUUGUUGAAUUUCUUUUUGUGGAGCUUGUAUGAACAGAACUUUGAGUUCAUAGUUUGAACACAGUGCUGCAGAGUGUUAAUUUACUGGAGGCUUCUCUUGCUUUUCUUGUUCUCUUUCUUUGCCACUUCUAUUGUUGAAGUGCAGGGAGUUCCAAUUCACUCUUGUCUGGAUUAUGUUGCUGAGUUCAGCUAGACUGUGAUUAAUUUCUUUGUUUAUAAAGUGUUAGAUUAUGUUUGCUUACACAUUCACUGUGACAUAGCAGUUGUAUUUGUCAUUGGCUAUCUUUUGUUUAAGUGCCUUUUCACUGUUACUCAAAAUUUAAGAUCAAAUCGUAUUUUUACAGAGAUUUGGUACUUGAUUCUUUCUAUCUUAUUAAACCUUUAUGCUGAACAAAAAAGCUGUAGAUACUUUACUGAACAGUUUUUAUACUUGAAAUAAACUUUUGAGGACUA
Molecule: messenger RNA, 9281 nt
Organism: Onychostruthus taczanowskii (white-rumped snowfinch)
Lineage: Eukaryota; Metazoa; Chordata; Aves; Passeriformes; Passeridae
Gene: RESF1
Product: retroelement silencing factor 1
Exons: 8
Coding region: 2745-8219 (1824 amino acids)
Cellular component (GO): nucleus
Molecular function (GO): histone methyltransferase binding
Source: RefSeq, a predicted model, not a curated record